Molecule: messenger RNA, 785 nt
Organism: Ochotona curzoniae (black-lipped pika)
Lineage: Eukaryota; Metazoa; Chordata; Mammalia; Lagomorpha; Ochotonidae
Gene: SEC11C
Product: SEC11 homolog C, signal peptidase complex subunit
Exons: 6
Coding region: 66-644 (192 amino acids)
Cellular component (GO): signal peptidase complex; membrane
Molecular function (GO): serine-type endopeptidase activity
Source: RefSeq, a predicted model, not a curated record
GGUGCUCCGCAGCUGUCAGAGCCUCCUGGAGCCGGCGGGCCGCCUCGGCCCCGAGAGACCCCGCCAUGGUCCGCGCGGGCGGCGUGGCGGCUCACCUGCCGACGUCCGGCUUGGACAUCUUCGGGGACCUGCGGAAGAUGAACAAGCGCCAGCUCUAUUAUCAGGUCUUAAACUUCGCCAUGAUCGUAUCUUCGGCACUCAUGAUCUGGAAAGGUUUGAUUGUCCUUACCGGCAGCGAGAGCCCCAUCGUGGUGGUGCUGAGUGGCAGCAUGGAGCCAGCCUUCCACAGGGGAGACCUCCUGUUCCUCACAAAUUUCCGGGAAGACCCAAUCAGAGCUGGUGAAAUUGUUGUUUUUAAAGUUGAAGGACGAGACAUUCCAAUAGUUCACAGAGUAAUCAAAGUCCACGAAAAAGAUAAUGGAGACAUCAAAUUUCUGACAAAAGGAGAUAAUAAUGAAGUUGACGACAGAGGACUGUACAAAGAAGGCCAGAACUGGCUGGAAAAGAAAGAUGUGGUGGGAAGAGCCAGAGGGUUUUUGCCGUAUGUUGGCAUGGUCACCAUCAUAAUGAACGACUACCCCAAAUUCAAGUAUGCUCUGUUGGCCGUGAUGGGCGCGUACGUGUUGCUAAGACGUGAGUCCUAGGAUGGGAAGCAGUUCCUGGAUCUGACGGACAUGGACUGUGUUGAAGAAGAGAAAAGCUAAUAUAUUGGAAAUGUUCCUGUGUAAAAGGAAACCACGUGGAGACGUUUCUUGUCUUGGCUAAAUAAAUGAUUCAUCAGUAAA